Molecule: messenger RNA, 576 nt
Organism: Microthlaspi erraticum
Lineage: Eukaryota; Viridiplantae; Streptophyta; Magnoliopsida; Brassicales; Brassicaceae
Source: the annotation of a GenBank genome assembly
AUGCAUGCUGUUCAGGAAUUGCAGACGAAGAUCAGUGAUUACGAAAAGAAAAUGCUACAUUACGAAAGCAAGAUUGGUCGUCUCGAGAAUGAUACUUUUGACAAGGAUCAAGAGAUCAUACGUGCAAAAUUUACGUUACUUGAGGCGAUGCCAGAACUAAACACUCAAGAAGAUGAAAAUGAUCCAUCUCUUGACAUACCAGCACCAGGACACAUAGAUCCAAUGGUUUUUCAUACGGCCUGCACCAUUGCGAGCCCAUGUAAACCUGAGGAGGACGCAAUGAUGUGGGAAAGAGAAAUUCAGCAGAAGGCUGAAACUCUGUACGAGGAAUGGAGAUCAGAGAUCAAUGAUGGCUUUUCGGAAGAGAGGCCAGAUCUUUCGGGACUCAAAGAGAAAUAUGGUGAGGAGCUCUACAACGCUAUCAAGAUUGCAUGGAUUGAGGCACAAGAAAGUAGAAGAACAGGUGUGCACCUCAAGCCUUGGCACAAAGAAGCUGGAAGAGAGCAAACAUUAACAGAGCUACUUGUUCCACUUGAAGCGCAGAUCCAAACUCUUAAGAUUAAGAACCACCACUGA